Messenger RNA from Naegleria lovaniensis, 1599 nucleotides. RefSeq lists its product as uncharacterized. Lineage: Eukaryota; Heterolobosea; Eutetramitea; Acrasida; Naegleriidae. Gene Ontology annotation, molecular function: protein binding. The coding region runs from base 1 to 1599 and encodes 532 amino acids. The record is from RefSeq and is a predicted model, not a curated record. The transcript is spliced from 2 exons.
AUGUCCAAGGUUAAGGAAGUGACCAGUGAUGAUGAAUUUAGAGGUUAUUUGAGAAACAGCACCGGAAAGUUGGUAGUUGUGGAUUUCUUUGCUGAAUGGUGUGGUCCUUGUCAAAUGGCAAAGCCAAUUUUUGAAGAAUUUGCAUCCCGAUAUUCCAAUGUGGUGUUCUUAAAAGUUGAUGUCGAUAAACACAAUGGUAUUGCACAAAAAGAGGGUGUGCAAGGUAUGCCAACCUUCAUCUUUUACAAAAACAAUACAAAAUUAACCUCCGUCGUCGGAAUGGAUAUGCAAAAAGUUGAACGAUUGAUCAACGAGUAUGGAGACUCCUUUCAAGCUUUCCAAGGAGGUGGUAGAACUCUCACAUCAUCCAGUGCUGGUAGUAGCAGCAGUGGCGGCUUAGCUGGACAAGUCUAUAAAAAUCCUUGGGCCGACGAGAAUCGUCCUAUUCGUCAACCCAAGCCACAAACCGAUGAUAUGGAUGAAGAUUUGGAUGAUCUCGACGAUGAGACUCGUAAAGCUAUUGAAUUAUCUCUUCUUCAACAAAAGAUCAAGAAGGCAGUUACCAAACCAUCCUCGACUUCUGCUUCUUCAACAACACAAGCUGGUACUACUUCAACAACCGAGACUACAGAAGGAUCUGCCACCACAACAUCACAAGAAAAUAACACAGGUGGACUCACCAAUGAACAAGUCAUGGCAGAAAUUGAAAAAACAGUCGAUACCAACAUUUUGAAAGAACUCAUGGAAAUGGAAUUUUCAAAAUUGAGAGCAGUCAAGGCCUUGUUAAAUUCUCCUCAACCUCCAUCCAAAGAAGCAUGCAUUGAAUGGCUUUUGGAACAUCAAGAGGAUGCCGAUAUUGAUGAACCAAUUCAAUUCACAGUUGAAACUGAAGAAGACAAGAAGAAACGUGCCGAGCAAAUGAAGGAGCUUCUCAAACAAAAGAGAAUUGAAAAUAAGAGAAAAAUGGAAGAAGAAGAACGUAAAUCUCAAAAGGAACGAGAAUUAAAGCGUAGAGAACAAGGCAAACAAUCCCAAGAGUUGUUAGAAAGAAUGAAAGAAGAACAAGCCAAACGAGAUUUGGAAUUAAAGAAGAAGGAAAAGCAAGAGGAAAAGAAAGAAAAGCUUCGAAUGAAACAAUUAUUGGAAGAGGAUAAACUUCGAAGAAAGAUUGAACGCUUGAGACAAGAAGGAAAGACAACUGAGCUCGCUCAGGUCGAAAAAGAUCUUUUUGAUUUACAGAAAAUGGGAUUGAAGGCCUAUCUUGCUCGUGACACUGCAGGAGGAAGCGGCACUCCAACCAGUAGUACCAGCACACCAACAGAGUCAUCAUCAUCUACUACUGCUCCAGCUCAACCCCAAGAAAGUGCCAUUCGAGUUCGUUUGCUCGACGGUACAACCAUCACUGCCAAAUUCAAGCCAACGGAUACUAUCAAAGCUGUUCAUGCACACAUUGCUUCGCUCAUUAAGGACAGUCAUUUUUCAUUCAACUGCCCUGGUGUGCCACCCAAGACGUAUUCCCUCACUUCUGCGAAUAUUAACAAAACUUUGGACGAAGAGGGAUUACAUCCAAGAGGUCAGCUCAUUUGCACACGUAAAUAA